AAUCUGUGUUUAUUUAUUUCUUUUAUUUCCUAGAAAAUAAUCCUGAAAAAUUUCUAAUAAUUCCUACAGUACCUAUUUAAUAUUUAUAAGUAAUUGUCGAUACUCUAAGUGAAAAAUACAUACAUAGUUCUAAAAGUGUUCUAAAAAAUAUUUCGUUCUUUGUUUUGAUUCAGAAUCUAGUUCAAAACUAUGUAUACCUAUUGUUAAAUACAUUUUUGUUAAGUGCAGUGCGAGGUUGCUUUUUUCGCGGCUUAAAUCCAUAAAAUAGAUUCUAUCCUACUUACCGGUCAACAAUCAAAAUGGAACAAUAUCUCGUUUGUCGUGGGUGCCUGGCAGUGCACGAGGAGUCUCAAUAUGUUCUCAGCACCAAAACUGAAGAGUCUUACGAGAGUCUACUUGGAAUACCAUUAACACCGCUGAACGGGUUCCCGGAAUACUUGUGCGUGUUCUGUCACCGCACCCUGCACAGGUUCGCCGCGUUCAAAGCCAGGUGCCUCCAAGUGGUGGACGUGCUUCUCAGUGCGCAGACGCAAGGCGGAUUGAUAACCAAAGACUAUGUACAGUCUUUAUCGUCGCAUCAUCCAGAGCUUAGUCAUCGCUUUGGUGAAACUAAAACCCUCACUUUAGACAUUAACUCAGAAACAAUACAAGUUUUCAAACACGAACCAAAAGAUAUGUCUAAAAUCUUGUUUAAGAUCGACAAGGUGGAACCGAGCGACGAGUACAUAGUUCUAGAAGAUGACAUAUUAGACGAAGAGUUAUUGAAAGAUGAUUUGUUGGAAGUGAAGCACAGAACUCACGAAGUGUACAUUAAAGAUUUGAAGCCAGCUAACAGAAGAAUUAAACACUCGAAACCGAAAAAUCCUCUUCGGUCGGGCAAAAAGAAGAAAGUGGCAAGAAGUGAUAGUCAAAUUGUGACAGAGUAUGCCUUAUCUGCUGGCUUCGAUGUAAGAUUCCUCUCUCACGCCGAACAGGUGAGGGAAGUGGAAGAAAAGAAGAGUGUUAAUUCAACAUUUAAUUGUAAACUAUGCGGCAAACCAUUCAGAGAUCCAGAAGCUUUGCGCAGACAUACUAAGAAGUAUCACGUUCUGAAACCUGACAGUUUCAUGUGUGAUAUAUGCUCAUGCGUUUUUGCCACCAAAAGGGGUAUAAGAGUGCACGUGACGGGUCAUAGUUGGGUGUUCACGUGUAAAACAUGCGGUUUUAAAACUAAACAGCGGCCUGUUUUGAGAAGACACCAGUUUUACCACAUUGGAAAGACAUUCCAGUGUCAAUAUUGUGAUAGAGUGUUUGAUAAGCAUGCGACUUAUUUCUCUCACGUGCGUUUCUUGCAUGCCAAUAUGCUGCCGUUUUGUGAAUACUGCGGUGAGUUCUUUAACAGUGCGAAAGGUGUUGAUGCUCACAUGAAGAUGAGUCAUGAUGUUUUAGAGGAAUUCCCAAUUGUGUGCCCGAGUUGUGAUGGAAGAUUUGAGAGUGUUACAGCUUUGGAUCGGCAUGUGAAGGUUAAAGGCUGCGGCGGCGCCAACUGCCCGCGCUGCGGCGACACGUUCCCGGGCGCGCCGCAGCUGAAGCGGCACGCGGUGCACGCGCACGCGGCGGGCGGCCGGGCGGCGCGCGCGCACGGCCUGUUCACUUGCUGCGAGUGCAGUAAGCCGUUCACGAACGCGAUGUACCUGAAGCGGCACUACGCGGCCGCGCACAGCGGCCGCCAGCCGGCGCCGCGCGGCCGCCCCGCGCGCUCGCUAGAUAAGACAAAAUACAAAUUGCCGACGCAGCUCCCCACCCGCAAGUGGUCGCUGGUGGGGUCAGGCGACGUCACCAUUGGAAUUCUGGAAGACGUUAAGGAGAAACAGACAGACGAACAUACACCCAACCGGGUCAUGUGUGAAGUCUGCGGGAAGUAUGUUAAGACACCCUCGGAGCUCAAAUACCACCAGCAGACUCAUCACUCGUCUGUCAAUAACUUCGUCUGUUCGCACUGCGACAAGGGGUUCAAGAGGAAGGAUCUUCUGCAGAGUCACGAGCGCGUUCACACGGGCGAGCGGCCGUACCCGUGCGAGCAGUGCGGGAAGGCGUUCAAGACCUACGCUGCGCGGAGGAGGCACUUGUUGGUGCAUACAGGUGAGCGUAGACACGUGUGCUCUCUCUGCAACAAGAGGUUCCAGCUCUCCAGCAGCGUGAAGUGGCACAUCAAGACUGCGCAUCUGAAUUUGCCGUGGCCGCAACGAAAAAAGGAACGGAAAAAAAAAGACGCGACGAAAAGUUUUGAAUAA
Molecule: messenger RNA, 2273 nt
Organism: Amyelois transitella
Lineage: Eukaryota; Metazoa; Arthropoda; Insecta; Lepidoptera; Pyralidae
Product: zinc finger protein 58
Exons: 9
Coding region: 300-2273 (657 amino acids)
Biological process (GO): regulation of transcription by RNA polymerase II
Cellular component (GO): nucleus
Molecular function (GO): zinc ion binding; DNA-binding transcription factor activity, RNA polymerase II-specific; RNA polymerase II transcription regulatory region sequence-specific DNA binding
Source: RefSeq, a predicted model, not a curated record